This is a messenger RNA of Bombus huntii, 2395 nucleotides long. Its product is annotated as probable cytochrome P450 301a1, mitochondrial. Gene Ontology annotation, molecular function: iron ion binding; oxidoreductase activity, acting on paired donors, with incorporation or reduction of molecular oxygen; monooxygenase activity. Bases 609 to 2159 code for a protein of 516 amino acids. Lineage: Eukaryota; Metazoa; Arthropoda; Insecta; Hymenoptera; Apidae. The record is from RefSeq and is a predicted model, not a curated record. The transcript has 11 exons.
UCAAAGAUUACAUCUUCUAGUAGUUGGAAGGAAUAUUAAAGUCCAUUCUAAAAUUAUAUAGUUCAUAUUAUAUAAAAAAUGUAUAAUAUAACGUAAAAUUAUUAUGUAUACAUAUUAUGUGAAAUAUGUAAAUAUGAUUUUGAUUAAAAUAAAAUGCAUUGCUCUUAUUUCAAUCUUAACUACAUCUUGAGAAAAUUUGGAGAUGACUAAAGUCCUUGAGAAAUGUUUGAUACUUGGCCGGAUCUCUUGAAGAAUAAAAGGGCUGGUUACGCACUCGUCUCGAUCGAAAGUGUUCCCAUUCAAAAGUAGUUCAUUAAGCGUGGUACGUGUCUAUAUAAAGUAAAAUGUUGAAUAAUAACAAGUGACAAUUAAACUUAUGUGUCGCCGUUUAAAAAAAGUUUAAUGUUGAUUGAAAUGUGCGAUAUUUUAUUCAAACGCAGCUUCUGAUUUACUGAAAUCAGUGAUGGUGAUAAUAUGAUUCAUUUCAAAUAAAAUCGUGCAAUUUCAAAUUGUGGAAAGCGUAAAUAGAAAUUGACAUAGUAAAUGUGUGUGAAAUAAAAAUUCAAUUUUAUACGUUGUGAAGAAUUAUAUCUUUAUUCUGAUUAAAAAUGAGUAUCUUGAAUCGCAAGUUUAUCAAAUUUGUAAAAUAUACCAUUGAACCAUCAAGUUCUAUUAUUAGAACUAUAGAAACUUUGACAACAGAAAUCGAGGAGCAAGAGUGGUCGCAGUCUCGUCCUUAUACCGAAAUUCCUGGUCCCAAACCAAUUCCCUUCUUGGGUAACACGUGGCGAUUUAUACCAUAUAUAGGUAACUUCGAGAUCCAAGCGGUAGAUCAAGUGUCGAAGAAAUUAUAUAAAGAGUAUGGAGAUAUUGUGAAAAUAGAAGGUCUGUUAGGUAGACCGGAUAUGGUUUUCAUCUACGAUGCAAACGAAAUUGAGCGUAUCUUUCGGCAAGAAGAGAGGAUGCCAUAUAGACCUUCGAUGCCGUCGUUAAAUUAUUACAAACACGUGCUUAGAAAGGAGUUCUUCAAAAAUAAUGCCGGCGUAAUCGCUGUACAUGGUGAGAGCUGGUACAAUUUCCGGAGCAAGGUGCAACAAGUAAUGUUACAACCACGAACAGCAAGAAUGUACAUUAGCGCUAUCGAGGAAGCGAGUCUAGCAUUUCUUCGCAGAAUUAGAAGAAUACGGGAUGAAGAUGACGAGGUGCCUGAUGAUUUUCUAAAUGAAAUACAUAAAUGGUCACUAGAAUCUAUUGCCCGUGUUGCAUUGGACGUUCGAUUGGGUUGUUUGGAUGAUGAUGCUAAUGCCAAAACUCAGCAAUUAAUUGACGCAGUUACAAUAUUCUUUAAGAAUGUCGGAGUCUUAGAAUUAAAGAUUCCAUUCUGGAAAUUAUUCAAUACACCUACGUGGCUGCAAUAUGUGAACGCUCUCGACACCAUAGUAAAUAUAACGUCUAAAUACACGGCGGCUGCUCUUUCAAGGAUAAAAGAAGUAGAGAAAUCUGAUAAGGAACAGUCUCUUCUGCAAAGAAUAUUGGCUCUUGAAAAUGAUACUAAAUUGGCUACUAUCCUUUCUCUUGAUUUAUUUUUAGUUGGCAUUGAUACAACUUCCAGUGCGGUAGCAUCAACUUUGUAUCAAUUAGCUUUGCACACUGACAAGCAAAAUCUCGCUUAUGAGGAAGUCUGUAACGUGCUACCAGAUAAAGAUAUGCAGCUUGAAGGGACGCAUUUGGAUAAAUUGAAAUACUUAAAGGCGUGCAUUAAGGAAACUCUUAGGAUGUAUCCAGUGGUUAUUGGUAAUGGACGAUGUAUGACUAAGGACACAAUAAUCAAGGGAUAUCGUGUACCAAAAGGCGUACAAGUAGUUUUCCAACAUUACGUAAUAAGUAAUCUUGAGAAGUACUUUCCACGCAGCGAGGAAUUCCUUCCAGAGAGAUGGUUGCAAAGUGACGGUGUGUACCACAAAUUCGCAUCGCUUCCUUUCGGUUAUGGAAGGAGAAUGUGUCUCGGUCGACGUUUCGCCGAACUUGAGAUGCUCGUUGUUAUUAGUAAGAUUUUGCAACGUUACAAGAUAGAGUAUCAUCACGAGAAAUUAGAGUAUUACAUCAAUCCUAUGUACACGCCUAAAGGAUCCUUAAAUUUAAAAUUUAUUGACAGAUAGUAAUUUUUAAAUGUAUGUACAAACGAUAUGUUUUUCCUUUAUUUCUUAUUGCCUUUAUUGCUAUAAAAUCAAAAGGAUACUGUUUUAGAUGAUCACUAUCUUUGAAGUACUUUGAAUUUGAGUUCACCGUCGGGAGCGUACAUAAAUGUAACCUUGUAUUUAAGUGGUUUAUGAUGGUAUUCCAAUUUGUAAGAUCUUAUCAGCUGUAAGCGAAUAAAAGCAAUAUAGUAUUUAUA